Amyelois transitella is the source of this 1207-nucleotide messenger RNA. RefSeq lists its product as uncharacterized. The coding region runs from base 125 to 1117 and encodes 330 amino acids. NCBI's taxonomy places the organism in Eukaryota, Metazoa, Arthropoda, Insecta, Lepidoptera, Pyralidae. The transcript has 5 exons. The record is from RefSeq and is a predicted model, not a curated record.
UUGAUAACGGAACGUAGUAUGGUUAUUAGCAUUAAUACAAUUCAGUUUUUGUUGUAUUUAUGUGUGAAUGUAUUAAUUUAUAGUGAAACUUUAUUGAAUAACGUAUAUUAAUAUUUGGUUUAAAAUGUCUGCUCCAGCGGAGUUGAGUUUUGAUGAAAUCCUCAAGUUUAUGUUGGCGCACAAUGGCAAAGUCACUAACCAUGAACUUGUGAAACAUUUCAAAGUGUUUUUAAAGAAUCCAGACAUGAGAGAUGAAGCCCGGAGUACAUUUAAAAAACAUGUAAACACAUUGGCAAACAUCAAAAACCAAGACAAUGAGAAAUGGCUUAUUCUGAAAAAGAAAUAUUUACCAACCACCAAAGAAGCUGAUGAUGUUUUUGAAAGUAAAUUUACUGAGACCAAGCCAGUUACUACACCAGACCCAAUCAUGCAAACUGAAUCACAACCUGAGCCGGUUCCGUACCGACCACCCCCACCAGUGCAACUCAAUGAGGACUUCAGUAUAUUGAAUAAUUUGAUCCAAGAUCAAAACAAGCACAGAAAUGUUCAAGUAGAUUUAUCAAAUGAAUCAAAAGACAACAUUUCUGUAGUAAAUUCUCCAAUUACAAACACUCCUAUGGAGGAAGAUAUACCGCCUAAAGUAUUUCCUCGCAGAAGGUCUUCGGACAAAGCAUCUGGGGAAAAGCAUUCUAAUAGUCCCAUGCAAGGUACACGAACCUCUAUUCCAAAUCAAGAGUCUCUGACUGAAGAAUCAAUGUCCCCAACUUUGACAUCAUCUCGUAGUGAGAGUAUGCUCGUGGAAAAUGAGCAGAAAAUCUCAGUGAAGGAACGCAAACAGAUGUUCAACAGGAUGGCUUCUGAAAGUGAUGUGCUGAAAUCAAACAAACUUAGUGGCAACUUUAGUCCGCAGGGUGUAGACGAGGAGGACCGGGUGUCGAGCAAGAGUGAGAACGAGCCUCUUGACACGAAGCAAAAGCAGUGGAUUUUAUGUGCGGCCCGCGGCGAGUACCACGCUCUCGCCAAGAUGUGCAAGGAAAACAACAAGCUCGCCAAAACUAAGGAUUCGUUUACGGUAAGAUGUCAUGGAAUAUUCCCCCGGCUACAUGAAGACGGAUAAGAUUUCAUGGUCAAUUAUGUAGUAAAAAAAAAUGUUCCUGUUCUUUUAAACAAUUUUUUUUUAAAUUUUUUUAUGAUUCCAGUUAAGUUC